This is a messenger RNA of Carcharodon carcharias (great white shark), 1215 nucleotides long. RefSeq names its product zinc finger protein 239-like. Gene Ontology annotation, biological process: regulation of transcription by RNA polymerase II. Gene Ontology annotation, molecular function: DNA-binding transcription factor activity; RNA polymerase II cis-regulatory region sequence-specific DNA binding. NCBI's taxonomy places the organism in Eukaryota, Metazoa, Chordata, Chondrichthyes, Lamniformes, Lamnidae. The transcript has a single exon. The record is from RefSeq and is a predicted model, not a curated record. Bases 419 to 1117 code for a protein of 232 amino acids.
GAAGGGAAAAGCACCGUUCACAGUGGAGAGAAACCGUACGUGUUCUGUGUGUGGACGAGGCUUCAGCCGAUCAUCUAACCUAUCAAAACACAAAUGCAGCCACAGCAGGGAGAAACUGUGGAAAUGUGGAGACUGUGGGAAGGGAUAUAAUUAUCCAGUUCAGCUGGAAAAUCACAGGCGCACUCACACUGGGGAGAGGCCAUUCACCUGCUCUGACUGCGGGAUAGGUUUCACUCGAUCAUGCCACCUGACAAGACACCAGCGAGUUCAUACUGGAGAGAGGCCGUUCACCUGCUCCGAGUGUGGGAAGGGAUUCACUCAGUCAUCCAAUCUGCUGACACACCGGCGCAUUCACACUGACGAGACACGUUUUAAAUGUCCAGACUGUGGGAAGUGCUUCAAAAGUUCUGGGGACUUGAUGUCCCAUCAAAAUGUUCACACUGAUGAGAGACCAUUCAGGUGCUCUCACUGCGGGACUGGUUUCAGGUGGUCAUCUCAACUCACUGUACACCAGCGACUUCACACUGGAGAAAGACCAUUCACCUGCCCCGUGUGUGGGAAGGGAUUCACUCGGUCAUCCCACCUGGUGACACACCGGCGCAUUCACACUGGGGAGACACCGUUUACCUUCUCUGAUUGUGGGAAGGGAUUCACGCAGUUAUCCACCUUGCUGAUACAUCAGCAAGUUCACACUGGGAAGAGGCUGUUCAUCUGCUCCAAGUGCGGGAAGGGAUUCACUCGGACAUCCGACCUGCUGACACAUCAGCAAGUUCACACUGGGGAGUGGCCAUUCUCUUGCCACCUGUGUGGGAAGGGAUUCACUCAGUCCUCCAGGUUGCUGAUACACCAGCGAGGUCACACUGGGGAGAGACCUUUUAAAUGCCCAGACUGCGGGAAGUGCUAUAAAAGUUCCGGGGUCUUGAUGUCCCAUCAACGUGUUCACACUGACGAGAGACCGUUCAGGUGCUCUCACUGUGGGACUGGGUUCAGGAGGUCAUCUCACCUCACUGAGCACCAGCGAGUUCACACUGGGGAGAGACCAUUCACCUGCUCUGAGUGUGGGAAGGGAUUCACUCAGUCAUCCACCCUGCUGACACACCAGCGAGUUCACAAGUAAGUAUAGUGAUUAGAUUUUGCUGCUAAUCACAUCCAGGACUAAAUUGGGCUCUUUUUCUGCUGAUGUUAAUAAACUCCAGCCUAGUUAUAGGUGUUAAU